Molecule: messenger RNA, 3129 nt
Organism: Cryptotermes secundus
Lineage: Eukaryota; Metazoa; Arthropoda; Insecta; Blattodea; Kalotermitidae
Product: calcium-independent phospholipase A2-gamma
Exons: 9
Coding region: 596-2386 (596 amino acids)
Biological process (GO): arachidonate metabolic process
Cellular component (GO): membrane
Source: RefSeq, a predicted model, not a curated record
UUAAUAUGUGAAUUGAAUUUUUUGAUUAAAUUCUAGCUCUAACAAACAAAUAUAUAUGUGUGCACUAUUGCUAGUUUUUAUGAUCGAAACUUAUGUUCAUUAAAAAUAAAAGGUUUCAUUAGUUUUCGAGAAGGAAUUUUAUUUAAAAAUUAUUAAAAUUUUCCAUCAUUUUAAUAAUACGAUAGUAUUAAGUGAGAAUUUAUUGAUUUGGUAUAAGAAUAGCAGUUGUAGCAAUUGUUGAUGUUACGAGUCUAAUAACUUAUUGCCAGCAGCAGUUGGCUCAUGUUAUGCAUGCAAUGAACAAUGUUCUUCAUAGUCAUCUUCCUACUACCCAGUGGCUACAGUGAUAUUAAAGGGAUUAUAAGCUAGAAGGCUGCAGUGACAAAUAUAGAAACAAUGACUUUCUACUUUCAGUACAUAUAUUCAUUACUUUUAUACACAAUUAAUAAUAAACAUUUACUUAAUUUUAACAAUGAAAUUCACAAAUACAAAACUCGAGCCCCCAAUAAUUUACAUUUACCUGCAGUUAACCUAACAAAGACAAAGCUGUGCAUAGAGUGCACAGCCCAGUAAAGCAUCAGAGGAGGCUACAGAAAUGUCACUUGGUGUCUCUUCACUCAGGAGUAUGUCUGUCAGUCACUGGAAACUUCUAACUCAUCUGAAAGAAUGUGUGUCAAAAUCCUGUUCAAAUGAAAAAGGAAUUCUUUUUGUUCUCAGUAAAGAAUGGGUUUCUGUGCUGCAGAAAUUGCGUAUGAUUUAUGGUUCAGUAGACUCACAAAUAAGAAAGAACUGUGAUUCAAAAAGUGCUAUAGUUAACGAGCAAAUUAAAGCUGAGAAGGGUUGUUCUCAGACAGAUUCCAAAGAAGCUGUACCAAAGGAAGACAAUGGUUACAGUUUGCCACAAGUACAGACUGGUUUUAAGCCGAAAAAGAAUUCGGUUCAAAAUGUUGAAGUGUGUAAAGAACUAAUGCCAAAAUGGAAAUUGUCAAAAGAAGCCAUGUCAAAGGUAAAGAAGAUGGUCUACCAUUAUUUAAGUAUAGUAAAGAAUUCGGUUCAAAAUGUUGAAGUGUGUAAAGAACUAAUGCCAACAUGGAAAUUGUCAAAAGAAGCCGUGUCAAAGAUCCACAACAAUUCCAGAACAAGACAUGUAAUAGUGUCAGCUGCAAGUGCUGAAACUGUUCAGUCCAGACUGAAACGUCUUGAGGAUUUAGCUAGUCAUCUGAAUCAGUAUCCUGAGGCCAGGCACUAUGCUACUAAGGAAGGAAUAAUUCGCGUGUUGCUUCAGAUGCGCAAAACAGCAGAUGAUGAACCUACACUAGCUGUUUUGAGGGAAAUAUUGGCUGUACUUGGCCAUGUUGAUCCUUUGCCUGGUAGAGGUAUUAGGAUUCUUUCAAUUGAUGGUGGCGGAAUAAGAGGUGUACUUGUCAUAGAACUGUUAAAGAAGUUGGAAGAGCUCACUGGAAAAAGGGUAUAUGAAAUGUUUGAUUAUGUCUGUGGUGUUAGUACAGGAGCCAUACUUUUGUGCGUUCUUGUACCACAGAAGAAAACAUUGACAGAACUGUCAGAAAUGUAUAAAGAAUUGAGUACCAAAAUAUUCACGCAGAGUGCAUUUUGGGGAACAAGUAACUUGGUAUGGAGUCACUCAUACUAUGACACGGAGAUGUGGGAACAGCUCCUCAAAUUGUAUGUUGGAGAAACUUCACUUAUGAGGACAGCUAGAGAUCCCUUAAUGCCCAAGUUGUCUGUGAUUUCAACUGUGGUAAACUUGCCAAGAGUAACAGCCUAUGUAUUUCGAAAUUAUUCUUUGCCAUAUAAAGUUCAGUCACCGUACAUGGGAGGUUGCAAGCACAAAUUGUGGGAGGCUGUAAGGGCAUCUGCAGCAGCGCCAUCAUACUUUGAAGAAUACAGAUUAGGUGAUUUAUUACAUCAAGAUGGUGGUCUCUUGGUAAACAAUCCAACAGCUGUGGCUCUCCAUGAAGCAAAGCAGUUAUGGCCUGGUUGUCCAGUCCAGUGUGUAGUCUCAUUUGGUACCGGGCGCACAAAUCCAGCAGUAUGUAGUGAAGAUGUUAAUAGUUCAUCCUGGAAAACAAAAUUUUUCAAAAUACUUGACAGUGCAACAGACACAGAAGCUGUUCACACGAUGCUUAAUGACCUUCUGCCUGAUGGUGCAUAUUUCCGAUUCAAUCCGUAUGUGACUGAAAUGGUGACAAUGGAUGAAAUUCGUCCAAACAAGAUAGGUCAGUUGGAACAAGAUGCAACCAUGUAUUAUCGCCGUAAUAAGGAAACAUUUCAAGAAGCAGCAAAAUCAUUAAUGCAGUCAUCUACACUCUCACAGAAAGCUCUUAAUUGGAUAAGGCUUCAGAGAGAGAUGUUGGGGAUGAAGUAGUAUUCAUUAUAAAGAAUCUUGCCAAAUUCUGUCAUGGUGACUUGUAUGCACCAAAACUUAGAUUUGUACCAUAGAGUCAGUGCACUGCCAAGUACAGCAAUUCGUGUGAACUUCAAAUAAUGUUACACAAUAAGUUGCAUGCAGUCUGAGUGUCUCCCUCAGUUUUCAUCUCAAAUAUCAGCUGUUUAAAUGUAAGAUUAAAAUAAGAAAGAGAAUAGACUAGUUGAAGAGUUUGUGCACUGAACCAGCAGAUGUUAAAAGGGUAUAUGUCUUUGUUCAGAAAAUAUUGCAUUGUCAGUUUCAUACUCUAACACACUUUCCUCUCCCUUUCAGACUGAAGUAGAAUUCACAUUGUGGUUAUAGAACUCGACUGUUUUAAAUAAAAUAGAUUCCAUAAAUGUUUUAAAUUUGUGGUGGUUGUAUUCUGUGUAUGUUACAUGGUAAGAUCACAUCUUUAAUUGUGAAACCAUGUGAAAAUGACAGCUUCAUAUUCUGUACAUACUAUUUUGUAUCUGUAUUCAUCUAUAAAAAUUGUAUGAUUAUCCUGCUGUUGUACAGUGUAUAUAUAUACUUCCCACAAAUAAACUAUUCUUCUCUCUCAUUUGCAUAGCUGUGAUAUAUGUUGAUUUGUUCUUUAUCAGUGUUAAAAUUUAGGCUGUAUAAAAUAUAUUUGUGUAAAUAAUAUGUACUUGUUAUGCUGUAUACUUUAUAUGAAGAGUACAAUUACAUCAACUUUAUGUACA